AUGGGAUUUCGGCAUCGAGACUAUCCUGAUCAUGUUUGUCGUUUAACGAAAUCACUUUACGGUCUUAAACAAGCUCCGAGGGCAUGGUACCAACGCUUCACCGAUUUUGUUACUUCUAUGGGGUUCGUACAGAGUCGCUGCGAUAAUUCUCUUUUUACAUAUCAUCACGGGGGUGACAUUGCAUAUCUGUUGAUUUAUGUCGAUGACAUUAUUCUCACCACCUCUUCAGAUUCUCUACGCAUGAAACUCAUGGGCAGCCUCGCGGCUGAAUUUGCAAUGAAAGAUCUUGGACCUCUCAGCUAUUUUUUGGGAAUUACAGUUUCUCGCACUGGUAAUCAAAUGUUUCUCUCUCAACAGGCUUAUGCACUUGACAUUGUCAAUCGUGCAGGUAUGGCUACGUGCAACUCUGUAACAACUCCAGUGGACACCAAACCAAAGCUCGGUACCACCUCUGGUGUUCCUUUCGAUAACCCCACGUUAUAUCGUAGCCUUGCCGGGGCGCUUCAGUACCUCACAUUUACUCGGCCUGACAUCAGUUAUACAGUUCAACAGAUCUGCAUUCACAUGCAUAACCCCAGCUCUGAUCACUGGAACGCUUUAAAACGUAUUAUUCGUUACAUACGAGGCACAGCCAGCUACGGUCUCACCCUCUCGUCAUGUUCUAACAUAUCUCUUCGGGCUUAUACUGAUGCAGACUGGGCUGGGUGUCCGGAUACCCGUCGCUCGACCUCAGGAUACUGUGUUUACAUGGGUCAGAAUCUAUUAUCUUGGUCUUCUAAGCGUCAGUCGACCAUCUCUCGUUCCAGUGCCGAGGCAGAAUAUCGUGCGGUUGCCAACGUUGUUGCUGAAAUUUGUUGGAUCCGCAACCUCCUUCUAGAGUUGCGUCGCCCUGUAUCCACAGCUACCUUAGUAUAUUGUGAUAAUAUCAGUGCUAUUUAUCUCUCCAGCAAUCCUGUCCAACAUCAACGCACCAAACAUAUAGAGAUUGAUAUUCAUUUCGUGCGUGAACAUGUUCAACGAGGUACGAUCAAAAUUCUUCAUACCCCCACUCGUCUUCAGAUUGCUGAUAUCUUUACCAAAGGCUUACCACGGGUCCUAUUUGAUGAUUUCCGCUCCAGUCUCAACAUUCGCCCACCUCUUGCUUCGACUGCGGGGGUGUAA
Molecule: messenger RNA, 1161 nt
Organism: Helianthus annuus (common sunflower)
Lineage: Eukaryota; Viridiplantae; Streptophyta; Magnoliopsida; Asterales; Asteraceae
Exons: 1
Coding region: 1-1161 (386 amino acids)
Source: RefSeq, a predicted model, not a curated record